This is a messenger RNA of Polistes canadensis, 1680 nucleotides long. Its product is annotated as facilitated trehalose transporter Tret1-like. The record is from RefSeq and is a predicted model, not a curated record. Lineage: Eukaryota; Metazoa; Arthropoda; Insecta; Hymenoptera; Vespidae. Gene Ontology annotation, cellular component: membrane. The coding region runs from base 50 to 1492 and encodes 480 amino acids. Gene Ontology annotation, molecular function: sugar transmembrane transporter activity. The transcript is spliced from 5 exons. Gene Ontology annotation, biological process: transmembrane transport; carbohydrate transport.
GAAAUAUUCCCAUGAUCAUUUAGUUUUCUCUGUAUAUAUAUUCAACACAAUGAAAGAGAUAAAGGAACAAACGAGUGAACCAGGAAAGUUUCGACAAUUUAUAGCAGCUAUGGUGGUGAAUCUAUCAGCCAUGGCGUAUGGGACAAUGGUUGGUUGGCAAUCCCCAAGUGCACUGCAAUUACAAAGUGAAAAUUCGCCAAUUGGAACAAUAGCGAUGACAGAUGAAGAAGUUUCUUGGCUAAGUGCAAUUAUGUGUUUAGGAGGAACUAUAACAACUCCGAUGAUGGGUCCGUUAUCAGAGAAACUUGGACGCAAGUUCACCGGUUAUCUAAUUGCCGUACCUUUCGUGAUCUGUUCUUUUUUAACAAUUUUUGCAACUAAUUCAAUGCAUAUUUUUAUCGCACGUUUUUUCGCUGGUAUUGGAGGCGCAGGUGCAAUUUUUGUAAUACCACUUUACAUCUCCGAGAUAUCUUGCGACUUGAUACGCGGUAUGCUGGGUAGUCUGCUAGUUUUGAUGCUGAACACUGGAAUUCUGAUAGCUUACAUAUUAGGCGCUUUUUUGCCUUUCAAGAUCUUCAAUAUUUGCAUCGCUAUAAUAUCUUUGAUUUAUCUUGGAGGUUUUAUUUUCCUACCAGAGACACCUGUUUAUUUGGUUCGUCACAACCGACUUCGUGAGGCUGCUAGGUCUUUGAUGUGGCUGAGGGCGGGACACCAAUUGACGGUGGAGAGAGAGUUACUACGUUUGCAGAUUGCUACGAAGGAAGCCGCAAUAUCAACUAAAUCCAUUGGUCUCUCAGAUCUCUUCAGGGAUAGAGGAACGAUCAAGGGAUUGGUGAUUUCACUAGGCCUUUUUGCUGGUCAACAACUAUGUGGUAUAUUUGCUAUGAUAAGCUAUACGGAAACGAUCUUUCGGAUAUCAGGGAGCUCAUUAUCACCGAACACAGCUGCAAUCACCGUAGGUGCCAUACAAGUUGUAGGAUCCUAUCUAUCAACUUCACUAAUGGAACGAGCCGGUAGAAGACCUCUUCUAUUAAUAUCCUCUCUAGGGAUGUGCAUUUGCCAUUAUGUUCUUGGUACUUUUUGUUAUCUUCAAAAAUUAAAUUAUGAUAUUUCUGCAUUCGGUUGGAUACCGGUAGUAGCUUUAUCAAUAUACGUGAUCGUUUAUUGUUUGGGUUUGGGUCCUGCACCCUACGUGAUUUCCUCUGAGAUAUUCAGUCGGGACAUCUCCAGUCUGGCAGUUACAGUAAGUUACUUAUUUGUUUGGAUCGUGGCAUUUAUGGUAGUGAAAUUUUUCGCGAAUCUAGUAGCAAUAUUUGGCAUGUACGGAUGUUUCUUUAUUUUGGGUACUUCUUGUAUUGGUACUUUUUUCUUCAUUUUUAUUAUGGUACCAGAAACGAAGGGACGACCGCGAGAAGAUAUUUUUAACGAAUUAAAUGGUGGUGAUUCUUGGAAUUCGACAACUGCUAACGUUAAGAUCUUAUCGAAUGCUUGAUGAUCUUUAGAGAUCUCUAUAAUUUAAAAAAAAUGGACGUUUUCGUAGAUGAGAUAAAUUUUCAUAAAUCCUUGAAUAAGUGAAAAUGAAAGAUUGUUGUGAAAAAGUGUAUAUUGAAGCUGUGCAAUAAGUGCUUCGUUAGUUAUUAUAUAUAGAAUGUAUUAACCGGCUGAUCGAUAUUUAUGGAU